AUGAAACGCGCGUUUCCUUUCCACACAGCGACGCUCCCGAAGCCGAUCGAGCUGAAGUUUAACCGAGGCAACGACGGCGGCGCGUACGUCGUCUUCGUCCCCACGGACCCGAUCUACGACCGAUUCCAGGUCGGCGAUAAGAUUGAAGCCGUGAGCGCGUCGUUCGGGGAUGAGAUCUGGGGCGCUGAGUCGUACGGACAGGUGAUGUACGCGAUUAAGAAUAGAAACGGCGACAUCUACUUGAAGAUGACGGACAUGGACGGCGACUUGUCGGCGCUUCAACAAACCGAAAAGAGCUCGGCGUUCAAGAGCGAACGCGCGGGUGGUAACUACGGCGCCGGGACGAAGGAACAACAAAUGAACAACUACUCCAAAAAGCGCGAGUUGGAGAACCAGAGAUUAGACAUGUUCGACGAAGCCAUCGAGCUUUACAACGGCAAGGAUUUCGACAACGCGUUAAUCGUCUUUGAGGAAGUCGCGGCGUUGGAACCGAAGAACUACAUGGGUGACGAUUUUUCCAAGACGACGGAGAUCUACAAGGUCGCUCAGUACAACAUCGCGUGCUGCUUCUCCAAGCUCGGCAAGGCGGAUGAAUCCUUGCUCGCGCUCAAGCGAUGCAUGUCCGCGGGUUGGAUCGACUACCGCAAGAUUCGCACCGACCCGAGCUUGGAAUUCGUGCAAAAGCAGCCCGAAUUCACCGAGCUCAUGGACAAGUUCGACGAGCCGCUCAUCAACACCAACGCCAUCAAGGCGUUCAAGUCUUUGUUCGGCCAAAAGUGA
Ostreococcus lucimarinus CCE9901 is the source of this 780-nucleotide messenger RNA. RefSeq lists its product with no specific name. The coding region runs from base 1 to 780 and encodes 259 amino acids. Lineage: Eukaryota; Viridiplantae; Chlorophyta; Mamiellophyceae; Mamiellales; Bathycoccaceae. The record is from RefSeq and is a predicted model, not a curated record. Gene Ontology annotation, molecular function: protein binding. The transcript has a single exon.